AUGAGGCUGACUAGUGGACCGCUCCGGCGGCUGGGCUGCGUGCUGGCGCUUAGCUUCCGGGCCCUGGUGCUCCGGGAGAUCUCCGGGGCCUGGGCCCUGGACAACGGCUUGGCCAUGACCCCCACCAUGGGCUGGCUGCACUGGGAGCGCUUCAUGUGCAACACGGACUGCGAGGAAGACCCGGAUUCCUGUGUCAGUGAGAAGCUCUUCAUGCAGAUGGCAGAUAUCAUGGCCUCAGAAGGCUGGAAGGAAGUGGGAUAUGAGUACAUCUGUAUUGAUGACUGUUGGAUGGCUCCCCAAAGAGACUCAAAACACAGACUUCAGGCAGACCCUAAACGCUUUCCAAGUGGAAUCCGCCAUCUAUCUAAUUAUGUCCAUAGCAAAGGACUGAAGCUAGGAAUUUAUGCAGAUGUUGGGGAAAAAACCUGUGCAGGAUACCCUGGGAGUUUGGGACACUAUAACAUUGAUGCUGAGACCUUUGCCGACUGGGGCGUAGAUCUGCUAAAAUUUGAUGGUUGUUACUGUGACUCUGUGGAAGAGUUGGCAAAUGGUUAUAAGCACAUGUCCUUGGCCCUGAACAAGACCGGCAGAAGCAUUGUGUACUCCUGUGAGUGGCCCCUUUAUAUGUGGCCCUUUCACAAGCCCAAUUAUACAGAAAUCCGACGAUACUGUAAUCACUGGAGAAAUUUUGGAGACAUUUAUGAUUCUUGGCAAAGUAUAAAGACUAUUUUGGCCUGGACCUCAGCUAACCAGCAGACACUUGUUAGAGCUGCAGGACCUGGGGGUUGGAAUGACCCAGAUAUGUUAGUGAUUGGCAACUUUGGCCUCAGCUGGGAUCAGCAGGUAACGCAGAUGGCCCUCUGGGCGAUUAUGGCAGCUCCAUUACUCAUGUCCAAUGACCUCCGACAGAUCAGCUCUCAAGCCAAAACCCUCCUACAGGAUAAGGAUGUAAUUGCCAUCAACCAGGACCCCUUGGGCAAGCAGGGGUACCUUCUGAGAAAGGAAGACAGCAUUGAGAUAUGGGAACGCCCUCUCUCGAAUUUAGCCUGGGCUGUGGCUGUGGUAAACCUGCAGGAGAUUGGUGGACCUCGUUCUUACACCAUCAGUCUUGCUUCUCUGGGUCAAGGAAUGGCCUGUAAUCCUGCUUGUCAUAUCACAGAGCUCCUCCCUGUGAAGACAAAGCUUGGGUUUUAUGAAUGGACUUCAUAUGUCAAAACUCGAAUAAAUCCCACAGGCACCGUUUUGCUUCAGCUACAAAUAAGCCAGACUACAUUUUAA
This is a messenger RNA of Pipistrellus nathusii (Nathusius's pipistrelle), 1278 nucleotides long. NCBI's taxonomy places the organism in Eukaryota, Metazoa, Chordata, Mammalia, Chiroptera, Vespertilionidae. The record is from the annotation of a GenBank genome assembly.